Cotesia glomerata is the source of this 1783-nucleotide messenger RNA. Its product is annotated as odorant receptor 4-like. Bases 299 to 1486 code for a protein of 395 amino acids. The transcript has 4 exons. Gene Ontology annotation, molecular function: odorant binding; olfactory receptor activity. Lineage: Eukaryota; Metazoa; Arthropoda; Insecta; Hymenoptera; Braconidae. Gene Ontology annotation, cellular component: plasma membrane. Gene Ontology annotation, biological process: sensory perception of smell; detection of chemical stimulus involved in sensory perception of smell. The record is from RefSeq and is a predicted model, not a curated record.
UUUGCACUGUUAACAUAGUUGUAGGCUGUUGAAAGGAGAUCUGUCAGAAACGAUGGUUGGAUUAAGACUAAUUCUCAGUUGCAUUGUGCAAAAUUUCGGAUCGAUAAACGACUAUUAUAAUGAUGAGCCAUAAGCCAUAAUAUUUUAAGUAACUUUAAAACUGUUUGAAGUCUAUACGCAUCGAAUCGUCGACAAUUUGUAUAUUUUAUAAACUUUUUGACAUUACGUGGAAAAAACUUUCUUCACUGUAACUGUAAAGCCUAAGAUAGAAACGCACUCGACUUUAUUGUUUCUAAAAAUGGCUAAAAGUAAAAUGUCUGACUAUAGAUCGCUGUAUAAAUUGACAAAGAGACUCGGAACAGUAGUAGGAGUUUGGCCGUAUGAAAGCCCAAGUAUUUUAUAUCUUCUUGUGCCGUAUAUACCGAUGACACUGCAUUUAAUAAUAUCGCUCUUGGUAUUUUCGUGGGUCCGCGAGAAAUUUCCAAACAUUGGUCUCGUUUCAAAAGGCCUGAGCAUUUCCACUAGCUUUGUGACCACCAUUCUGAAGAUAGCGAGCAUGAAAAUAAACCACAAAGAAUUGACGGAAUUACACCGACAUCUUCAUCCGUACUUUAGAAAAUUGCUGAAGGAUUCAAGGCUGUCGAACAUCGUUUUAAAGGACGUUAACGUGUUUAAGCUUGUAUCAUGGUCAUUGACUAUUUGUGUUGCCACUUGCUUGGGGUCUUACAUUCUUCUUCCUCUGAGCUUCGUCAUAAAAGCUUCUGUUCAUCAUAUAGAAGUCGCCAAGUACCCGCUUAUAUAUCCAUGCAACUAUCCGUGGAAGAUAACGUCCAAUGGAAUUGUUUACCAACUUCAUUUUAUUUUUGAAACUUGCUCGGGGUUGGCGAUGUUUUUCGUGUCCACUAGUGUUGACAUAUUGUUUCCGUUUUAUAUCUUUCAAAUGAUUGCACAAUUUCGUAAAAUUUCUUAUGAUAUUACGCACAUCAAAAGUGAUGAUAAGGAUGAUGAAGAUAAUAAUGAGUAUAAUAAAGUCAUAGAAAAAUGUGUUGCGCAGUACGAAAGAUUGAUGAGAUGCAGAGACAUUUUGGAAAAAAUUUGGGGCCCUAUAAUACUAUUUAGUGUUACUACUAACGCUAUUGUUCUUUGCACAGUUCUUUUUCAAAUUUCAAAGAUGAGAAGUGUAACUAUUGUUCAAGGGUCAUUAUUGGUUGCAUACGUAGGUUUGAAAUUGGGACAAACCUUCAUUUAUGCUUGGAGUGGCUCUUGUUUAAUUGAAGAGAGCGAAGUUUACAGAGAUGCAGUUUAUGCUGCGAAUUGGUACGGAAAAAAACGACUGAUGACUUCUAUUGUGAUGCUCCUGACCCAAAGGCCUUUAUCAUUAACCGCUUGUAAUUUUUCAGUUGUUUCUGUGAAAAUUUUCAUCACAUUUUUGAACACAGCAGUAUCUUACUUCUUUCUUUUGCAAACACUUGAUGAUAAGGAAUAAGUAUUGAUUUAAAAAUCGACCAAUAGCAAAGUCAGGAAAUCAACUCUCACUUGGUUGGAUUUUGAACAUAAUUUAUGAAAACAAUCAAAAUUUUUAAUCACCACAAUUAUAAUAGAUUUUCACAAACGUGUAUUAUAGGUAUUACAUGUAUUAUUUACUUUAUUUACGAUUACUACCUAUGAUGCGAUUAAAUUUGUAUCAAUAUAACGGAUAAUUCUUCAACAAUCAUGCAUAGUCAUGCACUUGCUAGUAAUAUUUAUUCUGGUGAGUAGAUAAUAAAUACUAGUAUUAAAUGAA